AUGGCUCCAACUACUGUCCCACUAUCGGGCACCCAGGUCAACGCAUCUGGCCUCAAGGGCACGGAGGCCCUCGCAAACGGCUCAAACGCCGCCCAGUUGGACGCUUCCAAAAUCAAGUACAUAUUCACAGCCAACCCUCGAGCCGUCCCUGACGAGGCAACUGCCAAUGCCUCUGAUGAGACGAUUUGCACUGAUCAUAUGAUCACUGUUGUCUGGAGAGCCUACACGGGCUGGGAAGCUCCUGAGCUUAAGCCCUAUGGCCCUCUCAGUAUUAUGCCCACUGCGUCAGUUCUUAACUACGCCACGGAGUGUUUUGAGGGUAUGAAGGCCUACCGAGGUGAUGAUGGCAAACUCCGACUUUUCCGGCCAAAUCUCAACUGCGAGCGUCUCAAUGUGUCUGCCAGUCGCAUCUCCCUACCUACAUUUGACGCUGCCGAAAUGGAAAAGCUCAUCCUGACUUUGUUGAGUGUUGAUGGCCCCCGCUGGCUGCCCAAGGAUCGUGCUGGAGGGUUCCUCUACAUUCGCCCAAUCCUCAUCGGCACCCAGCCUCGGAUUGGUGUCAACGCCCCUAAGGAGGCGUUGUUUUAUAUCAUGGCUGGCUUCAUUCCCCGCUUGGAUAGCUACCCUGGUGGUAUGCGCCUACACACAUCACCUGAUGAUUUGGUUCGUGCUUGGGCUGGUGGCUACGGCUAUGCGAAGAUUGGUGCCAACUAUGGCCCGUCGAUGAUAGCCAAACAAGGUCCACACAUGCAAGGAUUCCACGAAAUCCUUUGGCUCUACGGUGACAAGGGAGAAUGCACCGAGGCUGGUGCCAGCAACUUCUUUGUUGUUUGGAAGCGCAAGGAUGGCAAGACGGAGCUCAUAACAGCUCCCCUGGAUGACAAACUAAUUCUAAGUGGUGUUACUCGUCGUAGCUGCCUUGAAUUUGUCCGUCAGAAAUUGGUUGGUGACAUUGAAGUCGCAGAGCGCAAGUUUACCAUCGGCGAGUUAUUUGAGGCCCAAGCAGAGGGCCGUAUCCUCGAGUCCUUCGCCACAGGAACAGGGUUCUUCAUAUGCCCCAUCAGCCAGAUUCGCCACCGUGGCCAGGACAUAAUGAUCCCAAUCGAUCCCGAAAUCCAGGCUGGGGAGAUUACGCACAAGAUCAAGACUGUGCUAGGUGACAUUUUGUAUGGCCGUUCCAACCACAGCUGGGGCGUUGUGGUUCCAGAGAAUGAGUAG
Clonostachys rhizophaga is the source of this 1218-nucleotide messenger RNA. The record is from the annotation of a GenBank genome assembly. Lineage: Eukaryota; Fungi; Ascomycota; Sordariomycetes; Hypocreales; Bionectriaceae.